Messenger RNA from Tigriopus californicus, 842 nucleotides. RefSeq lists its product as uncharacterized. NCBI's taxonomy places the organism in Eukaryota, Metazoa, Arthropoda, Copepoda, Harpacticoida, Harpacticidae. The record is from RefSeq and is a predicted model, not a curated record. Bases 75 to 794 code for a protein of 239 amino acids. The transcript has 2 exons.
AUUAGAAGGAAAAGCUGGACGCCUUCAGUUGAAUUUUGACUUCCAUUGGGGAGAGACCUCUUUUAGCAAUAACAAUGCAGAGCGUGCUCAUGAUUUUGUUUCUCGUGGCUAUUUGGCCUUGUGAAGGAUCGCCUUCAACAGCGGAGAUAUUCAAGAGAGUGAAGGUCAGCCAUCAGAACUUGUGUAAUGACCUUGACGAGGAGCGGAAAACCUGCGAGACUGACCUCUUUGCCAAAAGCUUCGAGACGAGUCCCUAUUCGUGCGAAUUCCUCCUCCAAGUCUUAAAUUGCUCCCGGCCUUGGCUAAGAAACUUUUGUGUGGAAGACCCGAGGCUCUCGCAAAUCCAGCAACGAACCUAUCUGAUUUUCAAGAUGAAGGACCAAUACCCCGAGUUCGAGAGUUGCGUACCCAGUUCCGAGAAAGAAGGGUGUGUGGCGAAUCAAGUAAUGGUUGAGGCCAGGAAUGGCACAAAAGAUCCAUUGACAGGUAUCGAACUCAAGAAGAAUUUCACCGGUUUGGCUCUGGCCUGCAACGAUCGGGUGACUCGGGUCGCUGACAACUUGUCGCUCUACCUUGAGCAUGCCUGGAACAUGAGCAUGUUCAGCCAAUCCCUCGCGGUAUUUUUCUUCGGCUUGGUCCUAUUCAAACGUUCGGCUAAGAUGUUCGAGAAGAAGUGGUCCUUGAAAGUCACGGAGGACUGCAUGGCCCGGAAAAUCGUGGCCAACGCAAAGAAACAAGACAUGGAUAUGCGAAAAUCAACCUUGCUCUUCCGAGACAUUUCUGUGAACUCGUAAAUCGAUGCUACAUUAGGCAAUAAAAAUCCUCGUGUUGAUUCUCUCUCA